This is a messenger RNA of Salvia splendens (bonfire salvia), 1935 nucleotides long. RefSeq names its product mitochondrial carnitine/acylcarnitine carrier-like protein. Lineage: Eukaryota; Viridiplantae; Streptophyta; Magnoliopsida; Lamiales; Lamiaceae. Gene Ontology annotation, molecular function: L-ornithine transmembrane transporter activity. Gene Ontology annotation, biological process: mitochondrial L-ornithine transmembrane transport. The record is from RefSeq and is a predicted model, not a curated record. The coding region runs from base 942 to 1871 and encodes 309 amino acids. The transcript is spliced from 3 exons.
UUCUUCUUAUUGAAGACUCAAACUAUUCUUCUUAUUGAAGACUCAAAACAAUCCAACAUUUGCAUAUCCUGAUUUAUCAUCAAUCAGGAGAAUUAUUGCCUUAUAAAUUAUUGAUAUCUAGCAACUCUAAAUUGGUAAGCUGAUCUGUAUGGUUGGGGCAUGAUAUUGGGAAGGUGGAUUUCAACAACACCAACACGAUUUCAGCUUAUAAAAUACUACCAAUCGCUUAAUAAGGGACAAGGGAGUAUAACUUUCUGAAUAAUUAAUUAAUACAAAUAAAUGCAAUUAUUUAUUUCAUUUGGACUUUAUAAGAAUUUUUAAAAUUAUAAAACAUUCAAUAAGAAACGUGUCAAACUGAAAAAUCAAGGGAAACGUUUUAUCAGUGUGCUAUAAACUUGCUUAGGCAUUGCUCUAACGAAAAUUAUGAUAACUCCCUGACUGACUUAUAAAUGGACAUCUUCUAAAAUCCUAGUGCCAUUUAUUAUGUAACGAGGGUACAUAGGCAACAAUAUUGUCUUGUCUUGGUUAAAAAUCCUCGUGAUUGUUGUGGUGGGGAGGCAGGGUGUAAGGUUGAUAUUGGCCCAAAAACGCCGGCCGCAUCUGUCUCACCCACUUUUCCAUGGCCUGCAUCGUCUCUUAGAUUACACUCAUGUGGCCCUCCAAGAUUCCUGCUUUCCAUCUCUCUCCACCAACUACCACUUGUUUCACUCUAUAUGUUCACAUCCUCGAUUUCCUACCCAACCCAUCUCUAUUAUUUCAUUCUAUUUUAAUACGCCUGUAAUUCUUUCUUUCUUUCUUUCCCCCUCUGAAUAGAAAGAAAGACUACUCUCUGUAAAAAAACACUUAAAUUGCAUUUCUUAUUUAACUGCAGGAAGGGGCGUCCUUCUUUUGGUUCUACAGCACUCAUCUGGGACUGAAGGAGGAAGGUAACAUAUUCAAAGAUGGGUGAUGUAGCUAAAGAUCUAACCGCUGGGACUGUGGGAGGGGCAGCACAGUUGAUAGUCGGGCAUCCCUUUGACACCAUUAAGGUCAAGCUCCAAAGUCAACCUGUUCCACCUCCUGGACAGGCUCCAAAAUAUUCCGGUGCCAUAGAUGCCGUGAAGCAAACAUUGGCUGCUGAAGGUCCGAGGGGUUUAUACAAAGGCAUGGGAGCCCCACUUGCCACUGUGGCAGCCUUCAAUGCAGUGCUCUUCACUGUCCGUGGCCAAAUGGAGGCACUCUUGAGGUCUUCUCCUGGCACUCCUCUUACUGUCGGUCAGCAGGUUGUGUGCGGAGCUGGAGCUGGUGUGGCUGUUUCCUUCCUGGCUUGCCCCACUGAAUUGAUCAAGUGCAGACUACAAGCGCAGAGUUCACUAGCAACUACUGGGCCGGCAGUUCCUCCUGCACCGGGUGGUGGUGCUGCUGCUGUUGCUGUUGCUGUCAAGUAUGGAGGGCCCAUGGAUGUGGCAAGGCACGUUCUUCGGUCAGAAGGAGGCGCGAGGGGUCUGUUCAAGGGGUUGCUCCCAACCUUUGCCCGUGAAGUUCCUGGCAACGCAGCUAUGUUUGGUGUGUAUGAAGGACUGAAGCAGUAUCUUGCAGGAGGGCAGGACACUUCCAGUUUGGGAAGAGGUUCGCUGAUACUAGCCGGAGGGUUAGCUGGAGCUUCGUUCUGGGGUUCUGUUUAUCCGACCGACGUUGUCAAGAGUGUGUUGCAAGUCGACGACUACAAGAACCCCAAGUAUUCGGGCUCUGUCGAUGCGUUCAGGAAGAUAUUGAAGUCGGAAGGAGUGAAGGGUCUGUACAAAGGGUUCGGGCCCGCGAUGGCCCGUAGUAUUCCUGCAAAUGCAGCUUGCUUCUUGGCAUAUGAAGUUACCAGGUCUAGUUUAGGAUGAUGAUUAGAUAGUUAUCUUAAUUUAAGUUUCUAAUGAAAAAUGUGAAUAUUUAAGUUAUCAUUUC